Vigna unguiculata (cowpea) is the source of this 1506-nucleotide messenger RNA. RefSeq lists its product as uncharacterized. The record is from RefSeq and is a predicted model, not a curated record. NCBI's taxonomy places the organism in Eukaryota, Viridiplantae, Streptophyta, Magnoliopsida, Fabales, Fabaceae. Gene Ontology annotation, molecular function: DNA-binding transcription factor activity.
UUGCAUGGGUGAAAUUGAAGUACGAGGAGAGAAGACAUAUAGAAGUUGAAUAUGUGCAGCAAUUCGUGCAACAGUGUUUGUGGGUGUGGGAGUGGUGUGAAUGUUGUUAGUAGCAUCUGGAGUUCUGGUUUAAAGAAACAGCAGAAACGUCCCAGAGUGCCAAAAAGAGGACCUGGUGUGGCAGAACUUGAGAAGAUCUUGAGAGAGCAAGGAGGCGGAGGCGGAGGCGUAGACAUAACUACUGAAAAGGGAGAUUCAGAGGGAUUUCCAUCUUUUGUGUCUCGUCCUUCUUCAUCUUUAAAUUUCCAUCCAUUGCAACCUUCAACUACAACAUCAAGAACUACUCCACCAAGCAAUUUGGCUACUAAUGUUUCUUCUGCCCCAAUAUUUGAUCAUCCCACUACACUUGAAAGACUAGAAAGAAGUGGUGGAUCUGGUCUUGUUUCUCCUGAAAAAGAAUUGAAAGAAUUGUUUCCCUUGAAUCUUAAUUCAUGUAAGUCUAAUUUGAACAUCAAUGAACCGAUUGAUGGAAACCGAUAUGAUUCUGCCAGUUCCCCUUCCAGGAAUUUAUCUGCUGACUGGCCUUAUGCAAAAGUUCAGCACAUAAACAAUCACUACUCUGCACCUAUUACUUCUAUGACAAAUCACCGUGGGACCUCAACAAUCGGGCCUCAAAAUCAACCAGAGCUUCCUUCAAACCAAAGUUUGUGUUACAAUUACACUUCUAGAGUACCAGAAGAACAAAAUGUUGGCAUGAAGAGAUCUCACACUUCAGCCUUGGAAAACUCUCUGAUUCCGCCAUCGAAUUUCCAUGUUCUUCCAAGUUUUUCACAUUACAAUAGACAUCAUCAAUCAUCCAUAAAUGAUAGUCAUAGUGGUUUCAAUUCCAACAAGGAGUGCUAUAAGGAUGCCAAAUGGGGUAGCACUUUGGAGCUUAGUAACACAAGAUUCAACUCUGAAAUGACAGUGCCUGGUCAUGCAAAUUUCCCACCAUUUGUAACUCCUGAAGUUCCUUCACCUCCCAUGCAUUUGUUUUCAGGUGUUAUUUCAAAGGGGAAUGCGCUACCCGGCCAUGUUUGUGAAGAUAAAAUAGACUCAUGCCAACAUUCAGAAUCGAUCGAACCAAAUCCUAGACCUUUCUAUAACUUCUUAGAAGUGGAGGACUCAGAGAUGACAGACAAAAUGAGUGGGGAAAAUCAUGGGGGACGUGAAGCAGGAAGAUUUGGCAUUGAUCUGAACUUGAAGCUAUGAAUUUGUGUUUGCAAAUCUCAAAGAAUGGCAAGCUCUGAUGAAGAAAAGAGAACAGUUUCCGAGUAAUGGUUGGAGAAGAAGUUACCCGGGAUAUGCAUACUUGUCAUAGGAUUUUCAUUAGAUAGUUUGGGUGGAAGAUUAUGCAUACCGUUUGAUUCAUUAAAAUCAAGAGAUGCUUCUUUGCAUGGAAUUUUCAUUUAACUUAAUUCAGUUGUUCAGUCUUUUUGACGUUACAGUCAUUUAUGUUAUGUUUGU